UCGAUUAGUGAUUAGGCCUAAUUUGAAUAUCAUAAUCACGAUAAGUAAGAGACAGGCUGCAUAAAACUUAAUGCAAAUACUAUAGGCCUAGCUAUUUUUAGUUCUAAACUGUAUCUUUUUGAGCAUAAAACUGCAUGUAAUAAAAUCCCCUUCAUUCAAUGUGCUUUCAUAACCUAAAACACACAGAAUGGCCUAUACAUCAGUGAAAAAUCGUCAAACAAAAAGCUCUCUGCAAUUUGAAUUAGACUCAUAUCACAUCUUAGAUAUAGAGAUUGAUGACACAGGAAUAGAAGCAUGUCAAACAGGGCUGUGUGAUAUUGAUAAAGCAGAAAUAGCACUGUUAAAGUAUCAUGAAAUUCCAGAAUUUCUGAAAGGAAAUCCAUUUGUUGUUAAAGGCUACAGAUCAAUGCUUCCAUUUUCUAUGUGCAUGAAAAGCUUAUUGUACUGGACGAAUGAGACGUUAAACAUUUGGACUCAUCUUUUUGGAUUCUUUGUUUUUCUUCUGCUGGUGUUGUAUGACAAUCUAGUGACACUUCCAAAUUUAGGCGGCUCAUUUUCUGAUCAUGUUAUUUUAACUAUUGGACUUGUUUGCUUCAUGUUUUGUAUGCUGUGUUCCACUGGCUUUCACAUCUUCUGUUGCCAUUCUGAGAGAGCAAGUCGCAGAUGGCUGGCUGUUGACAUGACAGGAGUCUCCAUGGGCAUCAUAGGAUGUUAUCUGCCUGCUGUGCAUUAUGCGUUUUAUUGCUUAUCUAUAUGGAGAGAUUUGUACAUGAUCAUCAUCACUGUGCUUUCUGUUUGUACGUUGAUGUUCCAGCUUCAUCCCAAUUUUUUUACCCACCAUUGGUUUUAUACACGUAUUAGCGUGUAUGUUGGUCUUUCCUCUUAUGGGGUUUUACCAACACUUCACUGGAUUUAUCUAAAUGGUGGAAUGUCUUCUCCCCUAGUUCAAAUGUUUGUCCCAAAAGUCACAAUGAUGUACAUGCUUGGUGGGCUAGCAUUUUCCUUUUAUAUUACCAAGUUUCCAGAAAGACUUUUCCCAGGAAAAUUUGAUUACAUUGGUUCCAGUCAUCAGAUAUGGCAUACACUUAUAGUGAUUGCAUUUUGUUAUUGGCAUAAAGCUGGUGAGGAAAUCCUAAUGUUUAGGAUAUCUAACGAAUGUCCAGCUUAACAAGACUGAUCACCUUCUACCUGAGAUAUUUAGCUGUGAUCAAACCAUUUUUUUAUCUAUUUAUUUUUACUUUUGAAUUACUAGAAAAUCUUUUUAUGUACUUAACUAAUAUCAAUGGCAUAACAUGACUGUAAAGUGUUCCUUAAAGAGAAGAAUACCAGAUACAAGAAACAAUACUUAAAUACAUCAAACUUAUAAAUCCAAGUAUAAAUUAUAUUUAUAUAUAAGUGUAAUACUUAAUUUUAAAAAUAGCACAGAUAAAUUAUUUAAUUUAAAAUAUGUGUCAAUUAGUUUUUCUUGGAUAAACAAGAAUCCAAAAAGUCUCUCAGCAAAGAAUUAAAGACCAGAGCAUUCAUAUAUAAAAAAAAAAAUUUGAAUUUUUUUUUUACUACAUUGUAAUUUUUUUAUCAGAACAUGAUAGUACAAUGUGAAAAACAGGUAAAUUCAGUGUUUAUUAAAAGUUAGUAGGACAACACUUAUUUAUAAAUAUCAAAUUGUGUAUAGUAAAAAGUUCAGUGCUAGCUUUGAACAACUUAAGAUAUAUGAAUUUAAACUUACAACUGAGUUAUAUUCCCUAUUGGGAAAACCAUGUCUGAUGUUUAAAAUGAUCAUAAGUAUGAUUUAGGUAUUUAACCUUUGAGUAUUCUGGCAUGCCACAGAUUUCUUGGUACACACAUUUGGCCAAGAUAUUUUCUUCCAUGUUUUAAAAUCAGAUUAUUUUUGUUCACAUUUUAUAUCUGUUGUUUAUGCAAUAGUUUAUGUAAGUUAAGAAAAACUGUUUUUUUACAAGCUCACUUAGUACUUGAGAUUAAAGUAUUAUUUAUCACUAAAACAAUCAAAUAUGAUAAUUUUAUUUUACAUGAAAUGAACACUGCAGCUGAAGGUGUCAAUGGUUACUUUUUAAACUUAAGUUACUGUGUUUACGUCUCUUUUUGUAAUCCUUUACUAUUUUUCAUACAUUAUCAUGGGUUGAUCUAUCAUGGCUGGGGAAAUUGAGGGGGGUGGUGUGACUAGUUAAAAAGCUUUGCUAAUUUUUAUGAUACUGAAUGUAUUGUAAGUCUUCUGUUCUUAAUAUUUUUAAUGUAUAAUUGUAUAGCUUUGGGUGGAUCACUGGAGGGUCAUGAAGGUCGAGCCCCUCCCCCCCCCCCCCCC
Messenger RNA from Physella acuta, 2320 nucleotides. RefSeq names its product progestin and adipoQ receptor family member 3. Gene Ontology annotation, molecular function: signaling receptor activity. The record is from RefSeq and is a predicted model, not a curated record. NCBI's taxonomy places the organism in Eukaryota, Metazoa, Mollusca, Gastropoda, Physidae. Gene Ontology annotation, cellular component: membrane.